Pundamilia nyererei is the source of this 2757-nucleotide messenger RNA. RefSeq names its product coiled-coil domain containing 181 (gene ccdc181). The transcript is spliced from 7 exons. The record is from RefSeq and is a predicted model, not a curated record. Gene Ontology annotation, molecular function: microtubule binding. Lineage: Eukaryota; Metazoa; Chordata; Actinopteri; Cichliformes; Cichlidae. The coding region runs from base 293 to 1912 and encodes 539 amino acids.
CGUGUCUAUUAAACCUUUUAGGGGCCGUGGAGAGGCUUGAAGCAGAUUAUGUGCACAGGUGUUGCUCCACAGGCCGGCUGGGACUACGCAGGCCAGUUAGACGGUCGAUUUGUUGUUUUACUGAAACAGGAAGAGCUGCUGCUGCACCAGUCAAGAAAUCAUCCAACCUGUUGGUGGCAGCCUCUCUGUGAUUACACUACAAGAGAAACCCGAGAACACAACCAGCAGAUAAAAACAAUAUAACAACACAAUCCACACAAAUGCAGCAUCAUAAACAGCAGUUCGGUGGUAGAUGAUGAGUGAAACAGUUUGCACAAAGACUCAGGAGGAGUACGAGGACGACUUUGAGAAAGAUCUGGACUGGCUGAUCAGUGAGGAAGGCCGGAGCGGGGACCAGGGCUCUGACUAUGAGGACAUAGAGGCAGACAUUGACAAAGAACUGGAGGAGGGUGAGAAACGACAGGGAAUGAAAGGAAAGGAGAAUAACUACAAGGAAACAAAGCGAGACAACAAAACAGAGCAACUGGAAGAAGAUGAAGAGAGGUGGCCAUCUCCUAUGGAACCAUUGGAGUAUGACUCAGACAGGGACAGUCCCAGUAAGUCAUCACCUACAGCCCCACCUCCUCCAGGGAUGGAUGACCAAACAGACGAGGAGAAGAAGUACAUCCUCGAGAAGAUCCAGCAGGCUAACCGGGAGCUGCAGGAUCAGGAAGUGCCAGAUAUGACACGACGGAGGCGGUUGCAUUUUAAAGAGACAUUGGUGGACCUGGUGGUGCCUCCGCUGCAGUUUGAGAGAGAUGGCAGCAGCGAUGAAGUAGAGGGGGAAAAUGGGAGCAAGGAAAGAGCUGAGGAUGCACCGGCAGAUACUGAAGUGUCGGGAAAGCUGUCCGAGCUAAAGAUUUCACCUCGCAAUGAAAGCAGGAGUUCUGAAGGAGGUUCUGGCAGGGCUGGGGAGAGCAGCGAGGGAGGCCAGGGGAUGAAGGAGGGCAGAGUCCUUGUGGAGAAGGACGGGAAGUUUGACCUGGUCAGCCUAAAAGAGGUGGAGAGUCAAGCCCUUUUCCCUCCUUUAGCGAACAACUUCAGUGACAGUUCACGCUCCUCGCCUCGUGUUCAGGAGCAAAAUGUAAACUCUGUUAAGAUCCACAGUUCCUCCACUUCUCCUCGCCUUCGGGCUGCCUCCUCCUUGUUUCCACAGGCAAUAGAUCACCUUCGGGCCCCCAGACCUCCAGCACAACCAAAGAGCAGGCCUAGCUCAGCCAGCCAGAGUCAGAGAGGCAGCCAGAGGAAAAGCAGCAAGAGGCGGGUGCAGUCUGCCACGGAGACACCCAGCCAGGCCACGUACACCCUGACCCCACAGCAGAAAGAGCAGCUGCAGAAGAUCCAGGAGAGGAAGCAGAGGCUGGCCAGAGAGGCAGAACAGAGGAGGCGUGAGGAAGAAGAGCUGAAGAGGCAGGAGAACGAGCUGGCCUUCAAAGCCUGGCUGAUGAGGAAGAAAGAGCAGCUUCAGGAGGAGAGAAGGAUCCACAGAGCCCAGGAAAUCGAGAGAAUGAAUUGUCAAGUAUGGCCACACGGGGGCACAAGAGACUCCAACCCGGACCCGGAGGAGGCCUUCAGGUCAUGGCUUCAGAGGAAGCAGGAGCAGCAGCACAAGGAGAGGCAGCUGGUGGAGUUCAAGAGGCUGGAGGAGGACAGUGGGUACCUGUUACACAGCCGUGAGGAGUGCGACGAGGCUUUCAAACUGUGGCUGAAGCGAAAGCGGACGGAGAAGCGAGCGGAGCAGCAGGCGGCCCGAGAGCACUCCCGCAGGCUGGUGUUAGAGGAGCGGCGUGCGCGGCGCAUGAGGGACUUGAUGUGCACCGCCAGUGAAAGCAAACCGUUCAGAGUCACUGAACAGCUGGCCUACCGCUUCUGAGCCGAACCAACCCGGCCCGUCGACCAAAGCCACGUUACCUCUAAUCAGGGUCCCCACAAAGUCAAACUAAGGACUCGGGCUCGUUACAGAAAGCAGGUAUAAACUCCCAAGUUUGUUAAACACGAGAUGAGCGAAAUCCAGGUUAUUUGUUCCAGAAAAAGGGUUAACUGAAACUCUGACUCCCCCCGACACACUGUUCCAUUUCCUCAUUGAUAGGGUUAAUAUCAAAGUGUGUAGCAGAAUGCAUUAACAUGCACAUGAAACCCCAGGUUUAGUUUAGUGGUGCAUUUAACACGAGUGCUUUCAGAAUCAACCAGCCUUGGAUCAUGGAUGUGAUCAGCACACACUGUAGAUUUAUUAACAACUCAAAAUCUGUUGGCUACAUGUCUGUAACAUGCUGACUCUGUGGUCAGUAAGGCAGCUGUUUGCUAAAUAUCUCAAUGACACUUUUCUGUCCACCUCUUUUCUUUUUUACGAUAAAUAUGACUCAGUCCACUGGAUGGGCGGGUGGGUGGAUGCGUGGCUGGGUCCCCCGCUAUGGUGAACCAUGACAUCACAGCUCUGCUGUUUGUCUACUCGUGUGUUUGACUCUGAUCAGUUCUGAGCACAAGCUCAGAGUUUACUGACCCUGGUUUCUGUAGCAGGGCCCUGGUGGAGUUUCUUGUUCGUCAUUUUUGAGCUUGAGUACAUUUGUAAAAGUACCACAGUGACCUCUCCUCUGUAAAUAACUGAAUAACAGGAAAUACAGGUGUGGCAUGGUUUGAGUAAAUGCUUGCACAAGUUGUGAGUAUGGGCGGAGCUCCUGACAAAGCGCUGCGAUGUAAUCCUGAAUAAAAAUGACCUUU